UUUCCUUUUCCUUCUCUUUAAGCCAUGAGGGGCUAAAACUACAUAUAGCGAUCACGUUUCCCCGCGACGUGUCACAGCGACUCGUUGCUUGGUGUGUCAUUUAAGGGUUGCAACCGAUCCAGGGAUCAUUCAUAGGAUCAAAAGGAUCCAGGCUUGGGGGCCGAAUGAUCUCUCCCCACUCACAUCGGUAAGAACCCAACACAAUUGGCCGUCCUCUAGAAUAUUAGCACGACUCAGAGACUGGUCGCGGCGACAAAUUGCUUCGUACAACAUGGAAAAUGUUUUGAAAACUUUCUUGCUUUAUGCUGGUCAUGUUAGGAGUAUGUCUGCGAAACAAUUCGCCGGUAAAUCCAAACUCGUUCGAUUUCGUAUGUAUUGUUAUUGCAUCAAAAUGAUCGGGUGUGAUUUGAAUCGGAAAUGGUACAUAUGACGUAAUUUAUCCUUGUAUCCUGUCUCCUGGAAUCGUCGUUGAAGGAAGGUAUGAGAACGACGAUGAAAACAAUGCGGGCAGCACGAUUUUGUAACUGUUAAAGGGUUUUAGCCGGAGUUUGCCAGUUCAACCCAUGCAGUGUCGGAAUAACACAGGAUUGGCUCAUUAAGGGUAUUACGAACAAACUUCGUUGCUUUGAGAAUAAGGCUAUUUGUUAUCCAUGCUAAACGUCCCAAACGGUCGUUGAUUUUGUUACAAAUAGAGUCGGUAUACUGUUUUCAGUGAAGCUGUUCAUCGAGCAUAACCCCAAAAUAAUUGAACUUCGUCGCUCUAUCUAUGUCCUUGCCUCGGAUCUGCAGUGCAAAGUCUGAUGAAGUUUAUGAUAGCUGCCUUGUCUCAAAGAGAAGCCCUUUCGUUUUACUCCGAUUUAGCAUUAGUCGUCUGCUUCUCAUCAACCACUGCUCUACUCGUUUGAGGUCCUCUUGUAGAUUUUCUCUUGCGAUGUUGAUAUCGGACCCAGUUAAAUAGGUCCAACACUAUGUCAUUGGCAUACAUAGUUUUCGCCGAGUGCAGCAAACAUUGAGGCAAGUUGUUUAUGUAUAUCACAAACAGCAAAGGUCCCAGUAAAGAAAUUUGAGGAAUGCCGAAGUCUAAUGGAAGGCUUUAGAGAAAUUGCAUAAAUUUCUCGCAGUUGAUGUAAAGAGCUCAUUGAUCUUUGUCGCUGACAGAUUUGAUGAGUUGCUAUACUUGUAUCUUAAGGCAAAAUUUUAUUUAGAUUCCGUCCCAUCUCUCUGGUGUUCCUGCGUCUUGAAGAGCUUAGUGGAAUAACAAUUACAUUUAUUUUUACCUAUUUUCGUGUUGACAGCAUUGCGUAAUCUUUUGUUCAGUAUUGCUUCAGUGUAGCUCACUGUAAAGUAACUGCAUGUCGAAAAAGUUCUCUCGUAAGCAUUAAUGGCCAACGUCAUUGUUUAACAAACAAACAAGCUCAUAAUAAUUCCUCUUCAUUGUUAUUUUUUUGGAUUUCUUCUGAAAAGAGACUCCAACAAAUCAUAAUGGAUUUUGACACUGAAAUGCGGUCUGAAGAUGAGGAUAACUGUCAGACAUCCGAAGGAGGAAACCCGGUUAGAUUUUGUUCGCAGAGAGAAUCUAAUCGAAGAUUAGAUGCACGAGGAAACCCAGGUUGCUUCCAGCCUUCAUCAACCAUUGGUACAAGGACACCUAAAGGCAUCCUAGCAGAAAGAAAUUUAUACAACCAAGAAGGCUCGAGCCAGGUGGUUCACUUUCGCAAUAAUUUGGGCGGUGUUGAGACCACUUUGUGUCGGAAAAGGUCAUUUUCAGAAAUAAGUGGGGCAGGAGUAGCCAGUUCACCAAUUUUUCAAGCGCCACCAUCCAAUCAGUUUCGUUUGACGUCACCAUCGUUAGCCGCAGCAGUAUCGACUGAUUCUCAGGUCCCAAGGACCCCUGGUGUCAGUGACCGAACUACCAAACAGUCGACGGAAUUCUUGGGAAAGGAGACGAUGGAAAAAAAGAGAGUCAAUAUGCUUUCGAGAGAGUCAAGAAGGAAAAGGGGCAGUUCUCCUGAUCUGAAUCUGGGUCUAGACCAGCAGAAGGCGAAGAAGUGCAAGAGGCUGAGUGAUAAAGAAGACACUAUUGAUGACCUUUCUUAGGUUAUACCUGGUUUUAGAGUUUAUUUUUCUUCUUUAUAUAAAGUCAACAUUUUGAACAUGACAUUGUUUGAUCAGGGUAUUCAAUGGAGAAAUCAUGAACUAUUCAAAAGAAACGCAAAUUAAGUAUUCUAAUUCAUUUUAAGAAAUUACUCAUAAAAUGGUUUAUGUAUUGUUAAUAACAAUGAAUUAAGUUGUAGAAAACACAACGGUUACACAGAACUCACGAGUUCCUCUUCGUUUUCUUGUUUAUUCUUGGCACAAUAACUCACAAAGAGGACUUAUAACUAGUGAUAAAACGCCAGAAAAUUCUCUCAAAAAAACUCGCUAUUUUUGUCGCGGUUGGUCACCUGACUUUGCUCCCACGUGUUCUUUACCCUAUAUACCUAAUAAACUAUGAGGGGUAAGGAAAUAAUUUGAAUGUAUCAACAAAGUUGAAAUGGUAAAUUGGCCACCGUUACGGUUAUAAAAGC
This is a messenger RNA of Stylophora pistillata, 2567 nucleotides long. RefSeq lists its product as uncharacterized. The record is from RefSeq and is a predicted model, not a curated record. NCBI's taxonomy places the organism in Eukaryota, Metazoa, Cnidaria, Anthozoa, Scleractinia, Pocilloporidae.